Glossina fuscipes is the source of this 2146-nucleotide messenger RNA. RefSeq names its product G2/mitotic-specific cyclin-B (gene CycB). The transcript has 5 exons. Gene Ontology annotation, molecular function: cyclin-dependent protein serine/threonine kinase regulator activity. Gene Ontology annotation, cellular component: nucleus; cytoplasm; cyclin-dependent protein kinase holoenzyme complex. Gene Ontology annotation, biological process: regulation of cyclin-dependent protein serine/threonine kinase activity; mitotic cell cycle phase transition. The record is from RefSeq and is a predicted model, not a curated record. NCBI's taxonomy places the organism in Eukaryota, Metazoa, Arthropoda, Insecta, Diptera, Glossinidae. Bases 365 to 1966 code for a protein of 533 amino acids.
UGGUGAACAUUCUCAUUUGUACAGCCAUAAAUUACUUCGCGCUGCUUGAAUAAUAAACUAUUUUUUAUAUUAAAUAUAAAAAUUAAACGAGAAUAACUUAUAAAUUGUGGCUUAAUUAUUGGAUCACACAAGGUUUAAAAAAGGGAUCAAGCAUAAAGAAUAAAAUAAAUCUGAGACAAUUUUGAUUUAUUUAGCAGAGGAAUUUUUUAGGCGCCAUUAGAGUGGAUUCAUUACUUAUACAAGUGCCUUACCGUACAAGAAAGAUAGAGAUAGCAAAUAGCAUUAGCGUUUGAUUUUCACUGCUUGACGAUUUUAAAAAAGAAUCCAACGGCUUCUAACAUAGUGAGCAUCCAAAAGAAAAAGAAUGAUUUCAACAAAAAAUAUCAAAGAAGAACGUGUGGAUGAGAAUGAAGUAAUUGAAGCUUCCAAGCAAAUGCAAAAGAUGGGCACAAACGCAGAAAUUGUCGGAAAACGAACUGCCUUAGGUGAUCUGCAAAAUCGUGGCGUUGUUCGCCCUGUGGCGAAAAAGGAGCCAUCACAAAACAAUCUGGACAAUGCAAAAUUGCAAAAUGUUUGCAAAGCCGUUAAAGCACGCGUGGAUUCACAUUGGAAGAAACCGCCAGCUGCUAUUAAUAAUGCGAGCAAAGCGGCCGCCAAGAAAUUGAACGGCGAGACAGCAGCGGUGCCAGUUACGUCCGCUGCAGUUGCCCAGCGUAAAAUGAUAACACGCUCCAAUUCAUUGCGUUUAGCAACUACUAACGGAACUAAAGUUGUCGGUUUGCAGCGUCAUCAAUCGGCUGAUGCACCUACGGUAGCCGAGAAAGCAAAGACGUUGACCAAUAAAGUGGUCGAGAAUAAAACCCAGAUUGCCCAGAAAACUAAAGCUGAAAUGAAAUCCAUUAAAUCGGAAUUUGAAGAAAAGGUUGUUAUAGAAUCUACACUAGAAGAUGAAGAGGACAAAUUGCUGCCUAAAGCGGAGUUAGUUGCAAUACAAACUGAUUCAAAUCCGAUUUUGGUAAAGCAGGAGAGCUUAGCAACAGUCAAUAAAGAAAAAAUUAAAGAGUCAAAAUCUUAUUCGUCUGGAUUGCUAGACGGUGUAAACGAUAUUGACGAGGAUGAUGCUGAAAAUUUGCUCUUAGUGUCUGAAUACGUCAAUGAUAUUUACGAUUAUCUGUUCCAAUUGGAAUCCGAACAACCAAUUGUUAAAAACCAUUUGGAAGGGCAAGUGGAAGUUAAUGUCAAUAUGCGCGCUGUAUUAAUAGAUUGGAUCAAUGAGGUCCAUUUACAAUUUCGUUUAAUUCCUGAGACUUUUCAAAUGGCCGUUGCAAUAAUAGAUCGUUACUUACAAGCGGUUACAGAUACGAAACGUUCACAAUUGCAGUUAGUUGGUGUAACUGGUUUGUUUAUAGCGGCUAAAUAUGAGGAAUUAUUUCCUCCACCAAUAACAGAUUUCGUUUACAUUACCGAUGAGUCUUACACCGACUCUGAGAUACGAAAGAUGGAGUUGAAAAUGAUUAAAACUUUAGACUGCAAUCUAUCGCGGCCCUUGCCCAUACAUUUCUUAAGACGCUUUUCAAAAGCCGCCGAAGCGGAAGACAUUCAAUAUGCCAUGUCUAAGUACUUUAUUGAAUUGGCGAUGAUUGAAUCCAAUAUGGCCUAUUAUAAACCAUCUGAAAUCGCUGCCUCAUCUUUGUUUUUAUCCUUGAAUCUCUUAAAAGGCAAUGCUAAGCUGACUGUGGGACUCGACGAUAUUUACUGGACACCUACUCUGCAAUGGUAUUCGCGUUAUUGCGUUGAACAUAUAAAGCCGAUAGCCAGAAAAAUCGCUGCCAUUGCACGUAAUGCACGAACUGUUAAAUUGAAGGCAGUUUACAAUAAGUACAAGUCAGCGAAAUUUCAAAGAAUAUCUAUGCGUCCAGAACUCUAUGGCGUUUUAAUCGAUUCGAUUAUUAAAAAUGGGAAUUAAAAGUACGACUAACAAUUCAUGUAAUUUGUAAUAAUUAGAAUAAUUAUCGCCAACAUCAGAACAGAAUUUAUGGGUUCAAAUCUAUGCUUACAACGAUUCCAUUUUAGGUUAAAAAAAAACUAAAAAAGCAAUUUAUUCUCUUAACUUUUAACGGAUAAUUAGUUUAAUUUGUGUAAUUUU